AUAAAUCGUUAAUUAAAAACGUAAAUAAAAAAGAAGUGCAAAAAUAAGCAAAGGAACAAUUUGAUUGAAAUUUAAAUCUUCGGAAGAAGAAAAUAAGUGUUGAAGUGUAAAGUGAAUAUUAUUUUGCUAAUUAAAAUUAUUUUGCAGUUUUGAAAAAAACGUGACCGAUUUGCGUGGCGAUAAACGAUUUUUCCAAUUAAUCGAAAUGAACUAAUUGAAAAGCGGAGUGAAGAAACUGUUUCUCCAGUCACUUUUUGGAUUUUUUAUCGUCUCACCACUUUGACAAUCAAGAGUUUGAAUGGAUGAUUCGUGAACGGAUUUUCGUGAUGUGUCAAAAAACACCGGACCCUUUGGAUGGAGAUUUUAGAACGAUAUGGAAGAUAUUUUCUUGAGGGUCUUUCUCAUUUUCGUUAUUUUGCAUCAAAACUCAGGACAAUUGAUUAGAGACACACGAUGCUUUCUGGAGAACGGAGCCACGGCGGCUCAUCUUUUCGUGAGCGAGGAUCAAAAAGUCGGAGACGUCAUAGGAGUUCUGAGAGUCCUUGGAGACCCGGGACCGCAAGGAGAUAUCGAACUGAGACUGCAGGAACACGAUAGUCCUGUUUCGUUUUCACCCCAUUCGAGAAAUUUGACCCUCACCAGACUACUGGACAAAGAAGGUGUCGAGGGUCCUGCCAGUGUUUACAUAAAUGCAAUCUGCGAAAGGAAGCACACGAUAGAUCCUGGAUUCGUGAUUCCGGUCAAUAUUCGUGUAACGGACGCUAAUGACAAUGCCCCUCAAUUUAUAAACGCUCCAUAUGUGUUAAAUAUUUCAGAGGUAACGGUAGUGGGCACGAGAGUAUUACAAGGCGUUAGAGCAGUGGAUGCUGAUCAACCUGGUCCAUAUUCCACCGUACAAUAUGCAGUUCUACCAGGACCCCAUUCGGAUUAUUUCAUCUUUGUGAACGCACUGGAGGGAACUCUGGUUCUCAGAAAGCCUUUGGAUUACGAAACUCUCAGCAAUUUCUCCGUCGGGAUUCGGGCACAAGAUCAAGGACUUCCGCCUCAAUCUUCAACGACAACAUUGUAUGUAAAUGUCGUGGAUGCGGAUGAUCAGAACCCAUCGUUCUUGAACAACGAGUACAAAGUCAGUGUUCCGCAACAUAUCCAAACGAGGAAAAUAUUAAGAGUAGAUCCGGCGCCAAUAAAGGCUGUCGAUCAGGAUGUGGGAAUUAGUGCACCUGUUCGAUAUUCCGUUCAAGGCGGAAUUUUACCAUUCUUGAACCUAAAUCCCGAAACUGCCGAUCUUAUCGUGACGAGACCGUUACAGGAUCAUGAACUCGUUGCUCCGACGACUAUAGUAAUUAAGGCCACGCAACUUGAUAAUCUGGAUAGGUACGCUUUGGCGACGGUUAUUGUUUCCCGAGAAGGAGGAUACGGUGCUGCUCCAACUGCAGAAGGACGUCUACCUGUAAGAUUCGUUUUAAAGGACUAUCAGAGCAGUAUUCCAGAAAAUACUCCACCUGGAAGUGUAAUUCUCACCGCUGGAGUGAAUAAAAUUGAUAUUAAUUUAAGAUUCUGGCUAAUGGGCGCAGUUGAGGAUUUAGAAAGAUUCUCUAUAACGAAUUCGGGUGAAUUAAUCCUAAAAGGAGUGUUGGAUUACGAAAAAAGAGUUCAUCACACUUUUUUCGUUCAUGUCACCGAUGGACAUCAUAAUGAUACGUCAAGAGUAAAUAUAUCAGUAGAAGAUGUAAAUGAAUGGGAGCCGAGAUUUCGCCAUCCGAGAUAUGAAUUUCAUGCUCGAACUAUGAGAGAGGGCUCUAUAGUUGGGAGGUUGGAAGCUGCUGAUGGAGACAGAGGCGAUCGAGUUUCACUAUCAUUGAGAGGUCCAGAUGCGAGAUCAUUCGAGAUUCGAGAUAAUGGAGAAUUGAUUUUAAGAAAUACGGGAUCUUUUAAUGGAAGUCUCGCUCGUCUUGUCGCUAUUGCUUCUGAUACUGGAAGACCUCCGAGAUCAAGCAUGAUUCCUGUGAUCGUUCAUCUUCCGAAUAAUGGAAUAGUACCAAUUGCAGCAAGAGCAUCUCCUGCAUGGCUCACUAGCAGUGUACUUUUAGUGGCAGUUUUCGGAGGAGUUUUAGGACUACUCGGCGUAGUCAUUUUAAUUUUAAUUAUGUAUAUUUAUAAAAAUAAGAGACCGAAAGGAGGAGACUCUGUGAGUUCGAUGGGAACGGGUUACAGAGAAAAAUCCCCAGUUCCUUCAGCCUUAAGUCCCACGCCACAAAUUUUGGGGGCCAGUAUUCUUCAUGAUACGUUAGACAAUCCUAGAGAUAAUCUUCGGGAGAGCAACGAUAUAGAUAAUCCUGUUUUUGGAGAGGAUAAUGAUACUCCCUUCAAUGCAACUCUUAAAAGUGUGAUGUCAGCGCGACAAAUGCCACUUUAUUCGCGACACAAAGUGGCACCAGCGCCAAGUCCACCGGUUCUAUCGGCGACCUCAAAUAUUCCAAAUGUGGGCGGCUUAGUUCAAAAUAUGAACGAUCUGAGUGCAAGAACACAUGCAAAUUUAGAUGCGGGUUCACAUAAUUCGUCAAAUUAUUCAGCCGAUCCACCUGAUUCAUUAGCUCCCACCUGGCCAGCCGGAUCUAUUUCUCAGCGAGUGAAAAAAUUAUCCUGGGACGACGACGAUCGGACGGUGGACAGUGUGGACGUAGAUGCGGAAACUCGAGCCGGAAGCAGUCAAAUCGGAAAUGAGCAGCUCAAUCUCACAGUGUACUUUUGAAAGAUAAAACCUUGGUUUUCGUAAAAUAGAAACAACACGGGACAAUGCCUUUUAUCGACAAGUAUUGUUCCUAUUAUUAUUAUUCUCAGUUAAAUAAUUUACAUUCAGUUACCGUAUUAAAAUCCCCGUAAUUGAAAAGCGAAAAUAUUAAAAAAAUUGUACGUGUAUUAUAUAUUUUUUAAAAGUAUCAUUUUUUAUUUCUAAGUUUUAUUAUUAUUAUUAUAUUAUUAUUAUAGAUUUUAAAUCGUUUUUUAAACAUAGGUUCAAAUUUUUAUACGUGGAAUUUGUUACAUGUUUUAUUGAUUCAUUAAUUGAUUGAUAAUAAAAAAGUGUAUUAGCUUUA
Molecule: messenger RNA, 3095 nt
Organism: Leptopilina heterotoma
Lineage: Eukaryota; Metazoa; Arthropoda; Insecta; Hymenoptera; Figitidae
Gene: Cad96Cb
Product: cadherin-related tumor suppressor
Exons: 18
Coding region: 374-2752 (792 amino acids)
Biological process (GO): homophilic cell-cell adhesion
Cellular component (GO): plasma membrane
Molecular function (GO): calcium ion binding
Source: RefSeq, a predicted model, not a curated record